AUGCACAACCUUUCUUCCAGAUUCUCUGAAUCCACCAUUGCUUCGGCAUAUUCGAGCUUCAGCAAAGUUUCAUCCGCGAGCAGCGCUUCUUCCAUCGACGAUCUCCAGCUUCCGACGUUCGAUGCCGUCCCUAAGCCUCCACCUCGCACCACCUCCAUCACCCUCGCCAGUACAAAGACCUACUCCUCUGUGCGUCGUGAGCGCAAGAAACCGGCACCUCUGCGACUGGUUUCAGCCCGCAGCUCAAGGCGCUGCCUUUCGAGCGACGACGACGAAGACUACUUCAGCUGCAAAGAGGUUCAGCGCGAGACGUACCAGCCAAGAUGCUUCUGUGGCUCUCCCGUUCGUUCUUGCACCAGCGCAUCUACCUCUAGCACAGAGAUAUACUGCUCUACAUAUUGUGCUCGUCAAGAUGCUCUAUACGCCCUCGAAGGCCGAUCUCCUAGCUUCUGCCCGUCGUCGUCGCCACACUCUGACGUCGAGGGAGAGAACGAUGAUUUUCCGGUAACGCCUACCAACGCCUUUGUUCUCUCUCCGCCCAGGACCCCUGCCGCCAAGGCUCGUAGUUGGGAGCGCUCGGCCGACGCUUCACUAUCAAGGAAACUCGUUGGUAUUGGAGCAAGUCACUACCGAAGGAUGGAGGCACUCGGGCUGUACGAUACCGACGUCACCCCGACUCGUCCUUCACGCUCAAGCCCACUUCUUGAUCCCAUCGAUCUCACGGUUGCCCUAUCACCGUCGAGCAAAUGCUCCCGUCUGUCGUCCUCCUUGGAAGCGACAGCCGCCAACGAGGACGAUGAGCUUACCUUUGAUCCGAGAAAGACUCUCUUCUUCCAGGUACCCAUCUACAUGGGUUCGCCAGUCGUGUCCUGA
Mycosarcoma maydis (corn smut) is the source of this 873-nucleotide messenger RNA. RefSeq lists its product as uncharacterized. Bases 1 to 873 code for a protein of 290 amino acids. The transcript has a single exon. The record is from RefSeq and is a predicted model, not a curated record. NCBI's taxonomy places the organism in Eukaryota, Fungi, Basidiomycota, Ustilaginomycetes, Ustilaginales.